AUGAGAACUGACGUGCUAGGUGCCCUUAAAGGCUACAAAAGCAAGCGUAAGCAGCAGAUUUCAGAAAAUCGCAAGUCUUUCAAGAAGCGGUCUGGCAGUGUGUUUGACUGCGACGAUCUGUUUUCCUCGAAGGAGCUACAACGCAUAUUUGGGGGUUCAAGAAAAAUUCAGGCGUGUUCAACGCCAAUUAGUGGGAAAAGGUUUGAUUUUGAGACAUCGUCGGGUAUUUGGGGGAAGGAGGUGUCUGGCAAGUGUGACCAAGAUGGCUCUAAGGAGGCGAAUCUUAUGCUUAAGGAGGCUGUCAAAGCGAGGUCCCCAACAAAGGUCACCAAGCUAUCGAAAGAAGAGAUGAAGGAGAAUUUACGAAAGCCAACUACCUCAGUCCCGGAGUCCAAGCUCAAAAAAGGCAAGCAGAAGGGUUCACUGAAAACACAGCACAAGGAAAGCAAACGGACAAAUAAUCCACCCACCCAACAGAAUCAAGAUCCCAAAGCAUCCAAACAAAAUUCUCUCAAAAAUCCAGCUCAGCAAAUAUCCAAACCACCGCCUCCCAAUGCCCCUACAAAGUCUCCACCAAUUGCUGCAAAACGGUUCGCGUUGGACCAACAAGUGCUCAGUACACCCCAACCACCAGCAAAAGCCUCCAAUUUCAACUCUGUCGAAACACUCAGAAUCAAAGCCCUUUACAACCUGCUCCUUCAAAAAUGCACCCCCGGCCCAGAUCCGCUAACGCUUCUUCCUUACAAAAAGUGCUCCAUCUGA
Messenger RNA from Candidozyma duobushaemuli, 762 nucleotides. RefSeq lists its product as uncharacterized. Lineage: Eukaryota; Fungi; Ascomycota; Pichiomycetes; Serinales; Metschnikowiaceae. The record is from RefSeq and is a predicted model, not a curated record. The transcript has 2 exons. Bases 1 to 762 code for a protein of 253 amino acids.